UGAAAGUGUCCCGCCUCCUCCCAGCGGGGGGCCCGGUCGGUGGGAGGAGCGAGCCGCGCCGGGACGCGCCGCGCCGCAGCAGCACCAGCAGUCCCGUCCGAACCAGCAGGUCCGCCUCGGAGCAAUCAGAGCGCCGGUUCACCUGUUCACCUCCAAGAACCCGCCGCCUGGUUCCGGAAAACAACAACAACCCGGGCAAACCGGUGAAAUAUGAGCGACGCUGUUCGGCGGCGCGGCGUCUGGAUGCCAUAGCGGGAGCAGGAGGCUCAGCGGCUCUGCAGGACAAAGAGGGUCGCCUUCCUUCAAAUUGCGAUGCAUCUCAUCGGGGUGGUCUUAAUUCUGGUCGUGACGGGAAUAGCAAAAGGCUGGGAAUGCAGCGCGGCGUGCAGCACAGAAAAUGGGUUUUGUGAGAAGCCGGGGAAGUGCAGGUGCAAACCCGGGUGGGAGGGGGAGAACUGCGACCGCUGCAUCCCGUUCCCAGGCUGUUUGCACGGCGCGUGUGAGAAAGCCUGGCAGUGCGUCUGCAAAGAGGGCUGGGUGGGCAGCCUGUGCGACCAAGAUACUCGCCUGUGCUCAUCCAAGCCUUGUCCCAGUAACGCCACCUGCAUAGAGAGAGGAGAGGGCGGCUACCUGUGUGUCUGUCCCCAGGGCUACGCUGGAGAAAACUGCCAGAUGAAGCAGAGACUUUGCCUUCUGAACGGCUCUCCUUGUCAAAAUGGAGGCACGUGUGUGGAGGCCAGCGGCUCUGCAGCCGACCCUUCCUGUUUAUGUCCUCCUGGAUUUUCCGGCGCCCUCUGUGACAUCAGCGCCGGCAGCUGCCAGCCGAACCCUUGCCUCAACGGGGGCAACUGCACGGACCACGGCCUGGCCUUCACAUGCGCCUGUCCGCCCGGCUACACCGGCUUCACGUGCAACGACACCAGCAGCCUCUCCGCCUGCGCGGGCGCACCUUGCGCCAACGAUGGAACGUGCGUCGGUCAGUCCGACGGAACCUUCCGCUGCAUUUGCCAGAAAUGGUACUCGGGUCCCACCUGUUCCCUCCAUCACAGACAGAGAUCCAGGACCAGGCCUGCCAAUACCAGACCAGUGGAGCACAGAGGAUUUGCUCUCACUCCGCAGCACUACUCCCUCCCUGCCCACGCCUUUCACAAGCUGCUCAGACCACCGGAGAGAGACUUGCUGAAGAUCACCCUGAAGGAGUCGGUCCACUCCACUGGCGUCCUCGUCACCCACGGCCAGCUCAUCUGUUUCGGCAUGCUGGCCUUGCUCACCUGUCUGGUUAUCUUGGGCACCACAGGAAUAGUAUUCUUUGGUCGCUGCGAGACGUGGCUGGCCAACGCCAAGUACAGCCAGCUUGUGCGGCAGCAGCGGGAACACCUGCUGAGGGAAGCUGGCAGCGCGAGCCAGGAAGAACCGGAGCACUCUGUAAACAUCAUCCUGCCAGAAAAGAUUAGACUCUCCAGCUUCGGGAGACACUACACCUCCAUCUGAUCAAAACGUCUCCUCCUGUUACCGGCUCCCUGCGGAGGGAGCCCCAACGAAUGUCACGGUGUAACCCAGAAUGAAGCGCUGUCACUGUUGUGCAGCUGUUUAGCGCAGACUGGGCUGAAUGUAUCCUGUCUGGACCAAGGGGACGAAAUGUUACAUGAGGCUGUAAAUGUUUCAGUCAGUCAUGCUAUUAAAAUCCACUGAAAUUGUGCAGAAAUUCAAAA
This is a messenger RNA of Xiphophorus couchianus (Monterrey platyfish), 1712 nucleotides long. RefSeq names its product delta like non-canonical Notch ligand 1 (gene dlk1). Gene Ontology annotation, molecular function: calcium ion binding. Gene Ontology annotation, cellular component: plasma membrane; protein-containing complex. The coding region runs from base 313 to 1491 and encodes 392 amino acids. The record is from RefSeq and is a predicted model, not a curated record. NCBI's taxonomy places the organism in Eukaryota, Metazoa, Chordata, Actinopteri, Cyprinodontiformes, Poeciliidae. Gene Ontology annotation, biological process: heterophilic cell-cell adhesion; establishment or maintenance of epithelial cell apical/basal polarity. The transcript has 7 exons.